Ilex paraguariensis (yerba mate) is the source of this 471-nucleotide messenger RNA. The record is from the annotation of a GenBank genome assembly. Lineage: Eukaryota; Viridiplantae; Streptophyta; Magnoliopsida; Aquifoliales; Aquifoliaceae.
AUGAUUGAAGAAAUUAUUGACACGGAAGAAGAUCUUUUGAAGAUCAAGAUUUUAGACGAGAUUGUUACUACAAAGGAGGAAGAACAAAUGAUAGGGGACACAAUUUUGUUUCCACAAUUGGAAGAGAUAUCGCUUGCAAAUCUAGAAAACCUCAAUUGCUUUUGCUCUGGAAACUGUGAAUUUCAAUUUCCGUCAUUGAAUAAACUGGAAAUCAGCGGCUGUCCAAACAUGAAGACUUUCAGCUCUGGACCACUAAGCACAGGAAAGCUAGGAGAAGGAAAUAUAUCCAUUGGCGGACAAGAAUUUUGGAUGGGUGAUCUUAACACAACCAUACAAAAUGCAAGCGAACUCCUCAAACAGAAGAUUAUUAUGAACAAGAUGAAGAUGAUGAUGAUGACAAAGCAAAUAGAAGCAGCAGAAGAUGAUGAAGAUGAUGAGCGUGUCAAGCAAAUAGAAAGAGAUGAUGAAUAA